CCGGAAUUCAGCGCAGAGUGAUGACAGUCCCAACGCAGUCACAUUUAGACAAGGAAUAACUCACUUGCAGCUCUGUCAUUAAAUCAACUGAUCCAGUUUUGCUUGCAGACAUAAACCCAGGCGCAAGUCUAGACCAUGCGCUCUAUGUGAACAGCUGCGCAAAGACGCACAGGCUGAAAGACAUUUGACAGCUCGCCAACGGGACACUGGAGUGGACAUGUGAAGAAAUGGAUAUGCAGCCUCUUCAUGUGAUCAAAAUGCGAUCUGACAUCAUCAUCCUCCUCAUCCUCACUGCUGUGAUUGUUCCCCAGUGCACCUCGCAGUCAGUGUGUCCUGGCACUGAUAACAAGCUCAGCACGCUGUCGGAUUUGGACCAGCAGUACAAAACUCUUCGCAAGUUCUACGAGAACUGUGAGGUGGUCAUGGGUAACCUGGAGAUCACCAGCAUUGAAAGAAACCGCAAUCUGUCUUUCCUCAAGUCCAUCCGUGAGGUGACGGGAUACGUGUUGGUGGCUCUGAAUCAGUUUGACUAUCUUCCUCUGGAGAACCUGCGGAUCAUCCGAGGCACUAAACUGUAUGAAGGACGAUACGCUCUGGCCAUCUUUCUCAACUACAGACGAGAUGGCUACUUCGGCCUCAGACAACUCGGACUCAAGAACCUGACAGAAAUCCUGAACGGAGGUGUGUAUGUGGAUCAGAACAAGUUCUUGUGUCACGCUGACACCAUCCACUGGAAUGACAUCAUUAAGAACCCCCGUUCUGAACUUCUGGUGGUUCCUUCCAACAACAGCGGCAACUCAUGCAGACGGUGUCACAGAUCUUGUAAUGGACGCUGCUGGGGUCACCAAGAAGACCAGUGCCAAAGCUUGACAAAGACGGUGUGCGCAGAGCAGUGUGAUGGACGCUGUUUCGGUCCGUACGUCAGUAACUGCUGUCACCGUGAAUGUGCAGGAGGCUGUUUUGGACCCAAAGACACCGACUGCUUCGCUUGUACCAACUUUAAUGACAGCGGGGCCUGUGUGACGCAAUGUCCUCAGCCAUUCGUCUACAAUCCAACAACCUUCCAGCUCGAGCACAAUCCCAACGCCAAAUACACCUAUGGAGCGUUCUGUGUCAAGAAAUGCCCACAUAACUUUGUGGUGGAUCACAGCUCUUGUGUCAGAGCCUGUCCGAGCAACAAGAUGGAGGUGGAGGAAAAUCACAUCAAGAUGUGCAUCCCAUGCACUGACAUCUGUCCGAAAGUGUGUGACGGUAUAGGUACCGGCAGUCUUCAGACGGCUCAAACUGUAGAUUCCAGCAACAUUGAGAAGUUUGUCAAUUGCACCAAAAUCAACGGCAACCUCAUCUUCCUCAUCACAGGCAUUAAAGGGGACAUGUUUCAUGGCAUAAAAGCUCUGGACCCUGAUCGGUUAAAUGUAUUCCGCACCGUCAGAGAGAUCACAGGUUUCUUGAACAUUCAGUCUUGGCCGGAAAACAUGACAGAUCUUGGCGUUUUCUCAAACCUUGCCACCAUCGGAGGACGCUCUCUGUAUAGUGGUAUUUCUCUGCUGAUCCUGAAGCAGCGCUGGAUCUCUUCGCUGAAGUUUCAGUCUCUGAAAGAGAUCAGCGCCGGUAACAUCUACAUGACCAACAACAGCCAGCUCUGCUUCUACAACACGGUGAACUGGACCAGUCUGUUCCGCACCAGCACCCAGAGAGCUCUGAUCAAGAACAACAGGGACCCCAGAGACUGCACUAAAGAGCAGAUGGUCUGUGAUCCGUUGUGUUCGGAGGAAGGAUGCUGGGGUCCCGGUCCAGACCAGUGUCUCUUGUGCAAAUACUUCAGCCGAGGAAAGACGUGUGUCAAGUCCUGCAACUUAUAUUAUGGGGAUGUUCGAGAGUACGCCAAUGGCUCGGUUUGUGUUGAGUGUGACAGCCAGUGUGAAAAAGCCGGAGAGAAAAGCUUGACCUGCCAUGGUCCGGGUCCAGAUCACUGUGUGAAGUGCUUGCAUCUCAAAGAUGGACCCAACUGUGUGGAGAAAUGCCCUGAUGGUCUUCAGGGAGCAAACAGCUUCAUCUUCAAAUAUGCUGAGACCAACAACGAGUGCCAUCCGUGCCACCCCAACUGCACCCAGGGCUGUACUGGACCCAGAGUACAAGAUUGCAUUGGCAUGCUAGACAGGACUCCUCUGAUUGCAGCUGGGUUAAUUGGGGGUCUCUUUGUGAUGGUCAUCAUAGCUCUGGGUGUGGCUGUUUACGUCCGUCGAAAGAGCAUUAAGAAAAAGAGAGCUUUGCGUCGUUUCCUGGAGACUGAGUUGGUGGAGCCGUUGACGCCCAGUGGUACAGCACCAAACCAAGCUCAGCUGCGAAUACUGAAGGAAACUGAGCUCAAGAGAGUCAAGAUUCUGGGAGCUGGAGCCUUUGGCAUGGUCUAUAAGGGAAUCUGGGUUCCAGAAGGAGAAACUGUGAAGAUUCCCGUGGCUAUAAAGAUACUCAAUGAAAGUACAGGACCUAAAGCCAAUGUGGAGUUCAUGGAUGAGGCACUGAUCAUGGCCAGCAUGGAGCAUCCUCAUCUAGUGCGUCUUUUGGGGGUCUGCUUGAGUCCCACUAUUCAGCUGGUAACUCAACUCAUGCCCCACGGCUGCCUGCUGGACUACGUACAUGAACACCAGGAGAACAUCGGCUCCCAGCUGCUGCUCAACUGGUGUGUGCAGAUCGCAAAGGGUAUGAUGUACCUAGAGGAGAGGCGUCUGGUGCACAGGGACCUCGCGGCCCGUAACGUCCUGGUGAAAUCUCCAAACCACGUCAAGAUCACUGAUUUUGGACUCGCUCGACUGCUGGAUGCUGAUGAAAAGGAGUAUAAUUCGGACGGAGGGAAGAUGCCAAUCAAGUGGAUGGCCCUGGAGUGCAUUCAUUACAGAAAGUUCACACAUCAGAGUGAUGUAUGGAGUUAUGGUGUGACUAUCUGGGAGCUGAUGACGUUCGGAGGAAAGCCCUACGAUGGGAUUCCCACACGCGAGAUUCCAGACAUCUUGGAGAAGGGCGAGCGUUUGCCCCAGCCGCCCAUCUGCACCAUAGACGUCUACAUGGUGAUGGUCAAAUGCUGGAUGAUUGAUGCUGAUAGUCGGCCUCGGUUUAAAGAACUCGCUGCAGAGUUCAGCCGCAUGGCACGAGACCCUCAGAGAUACCUCGUCAUACAGGGGGACGAUCGCAUGAAGCUUCCCAGCCCCAACCACAGUAAGUUCUUCCAGAGUCUUCUCGAUGAGGAGGAGCUGGAUGACCUGAUGGACGCAGAGGAGUACUUGGUUCCUCAGACUUUCAAUAUCGCUACCUCUUCUUACACAUCUUCUUACACAAGACCACCAAUGGAUACCAGUAGGACACAACUCAAGUGUCGUGAGAGAGUUUUUAUCCCAGAAGACGGGAUGGGAGCUUGUUCUCAUGAUACUUCUGGUACAGCGAGUGGCGUCUUCAUUCCUAUAAGCACACAAGGUGCGGGUCUCGAAGCCCUUGAGGAACAACACUGUAAUGGGAGCUUGAAAAAACAGCCCGUGUCUGCUGGAGACGACUGUGACAGCCAGCGCUACAGCGCAGACCCAACUGUGUUUUUCGCAGAAAGGAAUCAGAAGGCCACUGGUGAAGAUGGUUACAUGAGCCCUAUGAACAAAUCAGCCUCAGACCAUCUUAGCCCUGUCGAGGAGAAUCCUUUCGUAAACCAGCGGAAAAAUGGAAAUAUUACUGCACUGGACAACCCGGGUUAUCACAGCACCCCUGAUAGGAAACUCAAGGGUGAAGAUGAAUACAUCAAUGAACCCCUUUACCUCAACACAUACAACAACAACAUGAACCAGGAGAUUAUGAGGAAAAAUGGAGCUUCCAUCCCUCUGCAGAUGACAACAACAGCCAACACCGCAAGUAGCCACGUUAUCCUCCCGACACAAACUGGGAAAGCCCACCACCACGGCCAGGGAACACAUGUUCAUUUCGCCGUUCCACCUGUUCAGCCCCCCCAGACAAGAUCGAUGAGCCAAAAUGGCCAGCAUUCCCAGUCGCCACACGGUGCUGAAUCCAAUUCCUCCAGCAUGUCUGGCAAUCCCUCCUUAUUAACCCAAAUCUCCCUCGUCAGCCAACAGAUCCAACCUUGUCUGGCAAGUCAGUCUGGCUCUACAACUCAUCCGGCUCAAGUGUCGAAAUCUGCAGUCACCGGUAAAAGUAUAUCCGGCCUUCCCGGCCACCUUGUCUAUCCAGGUAACAUGCUUCAAACGGGUCAUUCUGGUACUGUAAUGGUCGACAGAAAGUCAAAGAAGAAUUUUGAUAAUCCUGACUACUGGCAGCAUAGUCUACCGCCCAAGGUGACCCAACAGAACCCUCAAGAUCCAACUCAAGUGUGCAAAAGCAAACAUCUUUACAGGCACAGCAUCCGAAGUCGCAUCGCCAUGGCUGACAACCCUGAAUAUCUUUCCGAGUUUAACAAGAGGCCAGGAACGGUUCUGCCACCUCCACCUUACCGGCACAGGAAUACGGUAGUGUAAUGCCGCAGUUCUAGAGAGCCAGAUUCUUCCACCAGCACCGUAUGCUAAUUUGGAAUUACCGAAGAACAGGAAAAGUCCCAACUUCAGGAAUUACUGAAGGAGACUUAUCAGACUUUACAAGGAAAACCGAUCAACCAAAGUGCCUCUAAAUUAUUCCAAAAGCUAUUCCAUCUUUUCUAUUCCAACAAAUCAGAAUGUAUUUAGAUGUACAUUCUUUAAAGGGAAAGUGUAAACCAAAAAUGGGUAUUCUGUAUCAUUUACCUUCCCUCAUGUUACUCCAAACUUAAAGCACUUUCAAACUCAAAUGAAAAUAUUUUCAUUUUCGAAUCCUGAUUGAUAUGUCUCUCCAUUGAAGGUCCAUUGCACCAAGAAAAAAAAUUAAAAUUUUGAUUAGACCAGAAUAAAAAUGACACUUUUUUUCAGUGUACAACAAAACUUUCAAAAAGUUCAUAAAAUAAAUCCAUAUGAAUUGUUUUUUGUCACUUGUCAAGCAAGUAUGGUUAAUCUUCCAUUUACCGUAUUUGAUAAGCUCUAUGUGCGCGCAUUGCUCAGUGUUUAUAUAUGAAAAAAUGCCUAAAUUGCAUAAUCACAUUAAGCAAUUGUGUCUCUGCAGAAGAUUUAGAUUAAACCUCUUUAUACAAUCUAAAAAUGCUGGAUUAAAUACAGGUUAAAUGUUUAACCCAAUCUUCUGGGCAGUAUCCCAACUGCUGGAUUUGUCCGUAUUUUAGCCAGCACCGGUUUGUAUUUAACCCAGCAUUUUUGGAUUUGUUUUAUGAACUCUUUAAGUUUUGGUGAAGGGACAAAAUAUCUCAGAACUUAUUUAAAAUGUCUUAUUUAGUGUUUGAAAUUUCAAGUCAUGUUUGCUUUUAAGGGUUAAAUGAUGAAAGAAUAUUCAUUUUUGUUCAAACGAACUCUUUAAUUCUCACCUCUGACUAACUCUCCUACAGUUUGGUGCGUCAUAACUUUGUGGAAACUGGGAAGGUAAGGAAAAUCAAGAAUUCACACAUUCUAGUGUUUUUUUUAUUCGAAAGGAAAUGGACUUGUAAUGUUUCUUUGUGGUUUUGACCAGAUGUCUUUUUGACCACUUCCUAUUCAUCUUGUAUUCUUGCUGUUGAUGCCGUAAGCUAUAUUCUCUUCCAUUUUCUUGACUGAAGGACAAGGAUUCGUUACGAAUCUAGGAUCGCCCCUUAAGAAAACGGGGUUACCGUAACUCUUAUGUGAAUGAGACAAUGACGUGGAUUGUAAAUUGGUGCAUCUUCUUGUACUGUAGUGGAUUUCUUAAUGGACUACACUGCUAUUUAUUUUCAGUCAUUGCGCUCUUUUUCAUGUUUUUUAAAGACCUUACUAAUUUCCCCCAGUUUUGUACUCAGAUGUACAAACAAAUCUGAUACAGGCAGAGAAAGAGCACAUGGCUAGCCAUACAGCUUCUUGAGCUAACGGGAAAUAAGUGCCUUCCUCAGUGGCACAAAAGCAUCGGUGGAUGUGCCAAUGGAGUGAUUUGACCUGGAAUCUUUAACUGUUGUAAAUAUACGUGAAACUGAUUUGAAUAUUUACUGAGCCACCCAUGUGCAAACAGACUCACCCACAGCCGGGGAACCAUGUAUUGAACAUGUUGUUGUAUUUAAUUCAUCUAGUAAUGAAUUUAACGGCAAGGUCGCUAUAUUCUGGAAGGCAAUAUUACAGGUGAUGGAGGGCACAAUACAAACUCAAAUAAACUACUGAUCUCCAAUGGAGAAUUUUUCAAAGUACUGUGACAGAAAAUACUUUUGUCUGAAAUGUAUCCUGCUCUCAGUGAGAGUGUGACCGUAUUGUGGCCAGGGCGAAAGUGUUCAUAUGUUUUAUAAACUGUUAAUGGGCGUUUGUCAUUAAUUAUGUCAGAGUGUCAUAGCAGAUAAGAAGUUGUGACUGUGCAAAUUUGGUCCUAAACAUACCAUGCUGAAAUUAUGAGGCUUUGAUUUGCUUUUGACUGAACCGCCAUGAGAGAUGUAGCUAGAUUUGUUUGGCUUUUCUGUUUUGUUCUUUUCUUUGCCUUGUACUUUUGUUUGUUUUGGGGCUAUUCCAAAAGAUGCAUCUCAUCCCUGUUGUAAUUCUAUUUGAUGGAAUGACACAAUAAAGGUCUUGUUUGAGAUUUUAAAAUUGUUCUUAUGUUCCUAGAGUCUGAGAUGUGGAGGUCUUUUGUUGUUGUUGUAUGGUACAAGCACCAGCUUGUUCACUACACUUUUCAGCUGCAAUCCAUCAUGUCUGAACUUGCCCUUACAAACAAUUACUAUGGGGCUAUGGAAUUGGAUUUGCCAGCAAGUUACAUUCAUGUGUUUGCUGCUUCCUCUGCUUUUUGUUUUAUUUAUUUGUUGUUUUAACUGAUAAUUAGUAAGUUAUUGGAAUGGAAACUGAUCUUUAAUUAAAGAAAAAGUUCACCCCCCCCAAAAAAAAUGCUGACAAGUUACUCAUCAUCAGGUUGUCCAAGAUGUAGAUGAUUUUGUUUCUUUUGUGAAAAUUAGUACUGCAUCACUUAUUCACCUAUGGAUCCUCUAAAGUAAACGGGUACCAUCGGUAAUCCACUACAGUCCAUCAAUUAACAUCAUGAAGUGAAAAGCUGUGUGUUUGUAAAAAACAAAUGACCCAUCCAAUUAUUGUGAGCUGCUUUGACGGCACCCAUUCACUGCGGAUGAUCCAUUUAUUGAGAAAGUGGUGUAAUGCUACAUUUCUCCAAAUCUAUUCCAAUAAAGUAAGCUUUCAACACUUUUCCAGUUUUGGGUGAACUAUUUCUUUAACGCCCAACAUCUAAAAAUGAUUUAUAUUGGUUGUUUAUUCAGUAAUUUCAUUCAUCAAGCAGAUUGUCCAGGCUGCUUUUUUAAUUGUAAACUCUCGAGAUUUACACCUACCACAUUAAGACUUUAGAUGACUAUUUGUAUUUAUUUAGUUAUGUAUUAUUAUUAUUAUUUUAAUCACAGGAGCAGGCUGGUGAAAUGCAUUUCCAUGAAGGCAACAUUGCAGUACGUUAUGGUACAAAUCCAAGCAGUCAUAUGCACAACUGACGUACAAUAAAAACUGUAGAAUCAGUAGUUCUAAAUAAAUAAUUAACUCAUUCUGUUUCAAUUUCCCUCAGUUUGACUUGAAUUUAAAAACAUCAUUGUCUGUCUCCUCUUUCAUUCCUGUCUCUUUUGUUCAUAAGACAAGGAAGUAGAGUAUUUUAGCUCACUGAUCUCUGCGCAUGGAGACUUUAUUCCAGCUAGGCAGAGGCAGUAAAUGAAUCAAACUGUCAGCUCAUGGAGGUUUACCUCAACCCAUGUUGUUCCUCUCUAAGAAUAAAUGCCUGUGGAUGUUU
This is a messenger RNA of Puntigrus tetrazona (Sumatra barb), 7836 nucleotides long. RefSeq names its product erb-b2 receptor tyrosine kinase 4a (gene erbb4a). The record is from RefSeq and is a predicted model, not a curated record. Lineage: Eukaryota; Metazoa; Chordata; Actinopteri; Cypriniformes; Cyprinidae. The coding region runs from base 228 to 4511 and encodes 1427 amino acids. Gene Ontology annotation, molecular function: epidermal growth factor receptor binding; transmembrane receptor protein tyrosine kinase activity; ATP binding. The transcript has 27 exons. Gene Ontology annotation, cellular component: basal plasma membrane; signaling receptor complex. Gene Ontology annotation, biological process: cell surface receptor protein tyrosine kinase signaling pathway; positive regulation of cell population proliferation; protein phosphorylation.